This is a messenger RNA of Symbiodinium necroappetens, 237 nucleotides long. The record is from the annotation of a GenBank genome assembly. Lineage: Eukaryota; Dinophyceae; Suessiales; Symbiodiniaceae.
GGGUGGUCACAGAUGCGAGAGCUGGUCACGGGGCGCUUCGUGAACGGUUUCUUUGCACAAGAUGGCUUCCUCCUGUCGCACCAGUUUCGCAGAGGAGGUACCAAGCUUGCGGGCUGCAGUCCCUUGCAUGCCCCGGAUGUGGAGAACAUCCCCAUGGACUCGUACAUCACGACCCACAACGAGUAUCCGGAACAGAUGGCGCUGAUCCUUCAUCGAAUCUUCCACGGUGGGCUCUAG